This is a messenger RNA of Penicillium soppii, 669 nucleotides long. RefSeq lists its product as uncharacterized. NCBI's taxonomy places the organism in Eukaryota, Fungi, Ascomycota, Eurotiomycetes, Eurotiales, Aspergillaceae. The record is from RefSeq and is a predicted model, not a curated record. The transcript has a single exon. Bases 1 to 669 code for a protein of 222 amino acids.
AUGGAUUCAUCCUCCGAAAGCAUCCCCGCCCACAUGGCUGCUGUUCAGUCCCGCUCCCUGGCAGUCGAUUUCUUGUGGUCAAAGUUUCGCAUAUCCAUUACCGAAUUCGACCCCGAAAACGAGAACCCGAAGCAAGUCUACGAUGUAUCCUGUGGAAUGCUAGCCCCUCAUCUAAAGAUAAAGUCGCUGGAAGAAAAUCGGCAAAUCGGAACUGGCACUGUCCAUGCCAUCUCCAUCAGUCCCGACUUCGAGCUCCACGGGUCCAAAGGCUCACUUCGCGCCCAGAGUCGUCUGCGCACGAGCUACACUCACAUGUCCCACACUUUCUCGCAUACAGGCGAACCCGCCAAAAUGACCUGGGCGAGCAAAACCGGGUUCAAAGGAUGGGACUUUAUCUGCUGCGAUGAAAACCAAAUCCCCGUCGCGAGAUUCACCGUCAAUGUCUGGGCGUUCAAGAAAAUUGCCAAAAUCGAGCUUUUGGGUCCGAAGGCUUUUGAUACCGCCGCUAUGGAUGAGAUCGUGGUCGUGGGAUUGACUUUGUUCUACUGCAUGUAUCUUCGCGUCAACAAUCCUCUUAACCUUAUUGGCUCUGCCUUUAUGAGGUCAGGGAAGGAGGCUCAUAUCGAGGCUCAACAGCCCCAACCUAUACACGGAAAACCUAUCGACUAA